This is a messenger RNA of Mugil cephalus (flathead mullet), 533 nucleotides long. RefSeq names its product latent-transforming growth factor beta-binding protein 2-like. The transcript has 3 exons. Bases 59 to 448 code for a protein of 129 amino acids. The record is from RefSeq and is a predicted model, not a curated record. NCBI's taxonomy places the organism in Eukaryota, Metazoa, Chordata, Actinopteri, Mugiliformes, Mugilidae.
AAAGAUGCUCAGGUCUCAGUGAUCCGAUCAACCACCGCCCUGUGUCUUUGUGUCCAACAUGCGUGUCUCUGUCCUCCUCCUGUGGACCAGCGGGACUCUGACUCUCUUCACCGCGGCUCUGGAGCCUCCUCGGCGGGAGGACGGAGUCCUGCAGCCCGGGCGGAGGAGACACAGAACCGGGGCAGCGAGCAACGAGAAGCCCGGUGUCCGGAGGAGAGCAGCUCUGAGCGGACCUCGUGUUUGUGGAGACCGGUGUUGUGUUGGAUGGACUCUGUCGCCUAAAACCAGGAGAUGCACCAAACCCUCGUGUUCUCCUCUCUGUCGUAACGGAGCGUCGUGUCGACUCGCCAACAUCUGUGUGUGCAGACCGGGUUUCCACGGUAACCGCUGUCAGUUCCCCACGGCAACCGUCUCCAAGCCGGGACGUCCCACGUGCCCCGAGGAAUAACAAGCCUCCUCCUCCUUCUACAGCCUCUUCUCCUCCUCCUGCAACUUCUCCUCCUCCUUCUACAGCCUCUUCUCCUCCUCCUGCA